AUGUCAUUUCCAGAUUGCUCCAACUCAUUUUCUUCAAAAGCGAAAAUUACUCGAGACGGACCUUUCAACUGUGAAAACUCCAUCCUAGACAGUUAUUGGUGCAAGAAUUGCAAUGUUCAGACACAACUGACGAUUACUUUCAAACAACACACCCUAGAAAAACUUAACGAAGCAGACAUUCUUCGAACUUAUCGGUGUAAAAAGUGCAGCUUUGAAACAAAUUUUUCGCUAAAGUGGCUGCACCACACCCACUCGUGUCUCACAAACGUCUACAAAUGUCACCACUGUGACUUCAGUACGAAAUACAGAUGGUACUUGAAACAACACAUAAUCAACAAGCACUUGUCCGACGAUGAAAUAAAGUGGCACUUUUGCCCCAAGUGUCCCUACAAAAGUAAAGAAAAGCAAAAUGUGCGACAACACACGAUAGCGCGCCAUUUAAACAAAGACGACAUUAAAUGGUUCGAAUGCCCCCAGUGCUCCCUCAAGACCAAAAAAAAAUCCAACUUGCAACGUCACAUCAAUCUGUACCAUUUAGGCGACCAGAAUAUUAAAUGGUACGAAUGUAAAAUGUGCCCGUAUAAAAGCAAGUACCACAGUCAUUUAAAAACCCACACCCGAGUGCGUCAUUUGGACACCUUCAAAUGGUACAAGUGUGACAAGUGCCCAUUUAAAACCAAACACAACGCAUCGCUAACCCAACACAAAGUGCUUCAUUUGGAGGGUGAAGACCUCAAGUGGUACGAAUGUGAACAGUGCACUUUUAAAACCAAACACAACUCGUCGUUAAAACUACACAUAAACGCGCGACAUUUAGACGACCACGAUACCAAAUGGUACGAAUGCUCUGAGUGUCCAUACACAACUAAACGUCCCACGUGUUUGCGGACCCAUCGGGGCACCCAUCACUUUAAAGAACAAGUGGUUUGGUUUAAGUGUGAAAAGUGUCCGUAUAGAGCCAAGUACAACUAUAUUUUGAAGAAACACGAAAAUGUGCACCAUUUGGGUGAACAAGAGAUCGAGUGGUUUAAGUGUGAAAAGUGUCCGUAUAGAACUAAGCACAAACACCAUUUGAAUGGUCACACGAUUACGCAGCAUUUGGAUGAAAGGGACGUUAAAUGGUACGAAUGCGAAGAGUGUCCCUAUAGGGGUAAAAAUAAAUCGUAUUUGAAGAGUCACGUGAAGUACCAACAUACCCAUGGAGAUAUUAAAUGGUACGAAUGCGACAAGUGUCGUUUCAAGACCAAAUUUAAAUCGAGUUUGAAGUCUCACAUGAAUUCGCACCACAAUAAAUAA
Zophobas morio is the source of this 1296-nucleotide messenger RNA. RefSeq names its product zinc finger protein 737-like. Gene Ontology annotation, molecular function: DNA-binding transcription factor activity, RNA polymerase II-specific; RNA polymerase II transcription regulatory region sequence-specific DNA binding. Lineage: Eukaryota; Metazoa; Arthropoda; Insecta; Coleoptera; Tenebrionidae. The transcript has a single exon. The record is from RefSeq and is a predicted model, not a curated record. The coding region runs from base 1 to 1296 and encodes 431 amino acids. Gene Ontology annotation, biological process: regulation of transcription by RNA polymerase II.